CCACAACGACUCAACAGACAAUACAAGUACGAGUACAACAACGCCAGCGCCAGUAGCGCACGUCGAUGCAACGAAUCCGUCCAAAAACGAACCGCUUGGCAUGUCCGCCAAGCUGCGACUCAAAGUGCCAAAGAUACAGAAAAAGUCGAAAGCCCUGCGUCAAACAUUCCGUGCCAAGUUACUAAAUUUCCAAAUCAAACGCGAUAAAGUAUGUAAGCAGUGCACCAAGCGCCGGCGCGUGCAUCCAUCAAAGAACGUAUUCGAUUUCAGCAAAGACUUUAGUUUUAAAAAAGAGGAAACAAAUACGGAGAGCUGUGAUGCGGUCAGUGAAGAAUUCUGCACUUGUCCGCCUGAGAAAAUUUCGAAUAAGAACGCGUUCAUCGAGCCAAUGCAUUUCGAUUCGAUGAGCUCAGCCGAUGCUGAAGAUGAAGGCAGCGGCGGUGAAGAUCAGCUCAGCCUAAAGGAGCAUUGUUACAGCGUGCCCAGCUUGGCGAUGAGUAUGUCCCUCUCUACCAACCGUCCACUCUAUGAAGAAGAAUGGUUUCAUGGCGUAUUGCCACGCGAAGAAGUCGUACGUCUGCUCAAUAACGAUGGUGAUUUUUUGGUGCGUGAAACCAUACGCAACGAAGAGAGUCAAAUUGUGCUGAGCGUUUGCUGGAAUGGUCAUAAGCAUUUCAUUGUGCAAACCUCCACAGAUGGUCACUUCCGCUUUGAAGGUCCGCCAUUCCCCAGCAUUCAAGAGCUCAUCAUGCAUCAGUAUCAAUCCGAAUUGCCGGUGACGGUAAAAUCGGGUGCCAUUUUAAAACGUGCCAUCUGCCGCGAACGUUGGGAGUUGAGCAAUGAUGAUGUUGUCUUACUAGAGAAAAUUGGCAGAGGCAAUUUUGGCGAUGUUUAUAAGGCAAAGUUGAAGUCAACCAAACAGGAUGUCGCCGUAAAAACCUGCCGCAUGACACUACCCGACGAGCAGAAACGCAAGUUCCUGCAGGAGGGACGAAUUCUAAAGCAAUAUGAUCAUCCAAACAUUGUUAAAUUGAUUGGAAUUUGUGUGCAAAAGCAGCCGAUUAUGAUCGUUAUGGAACUCGUACCGGGCGGUUCAUUGCUGAAUUAUUUGCGUAAGAAUUCAAACGCUUUGACGGCACGUCAACAAAUGGGAAUGUGCCGUGAUGCUGCGGCGGGCAUGCGUUACCUGGAAUCCAAAAACUGCAUACAUCGAGAUCUUGCUGCGCGCAAUUGUCUGGUCGAUUUUGAAAAUCAAGUAAAGAUUUCCGAUUUUGGAAUGUCGCGUGAAGAGGAAGAGUAUAUAGUUUCCGAUGGCAUGAAACAGAUACCGGUUAAAUGGACUGCGCCGGAGGCCUUGAACUUUGGCAAAUAUACUUCAUUGUGUGAUGUUUGGUCUUAUGGUAUUUUAAUGUGGGAAAUUUUCUCUAAAGGCGAUACACCCUACUCAGGCAUGAGUAAUUCGCGAGCACGGGAACGAAUCGAUGCUGGUUAUCGCAUGCCAGCGCCUGAAAACACACCGCCCGAAAUGUAUCGCCUCAUGUUGAAGUGCUGGUCCGCCGAAGCAGAUGCACGGCCACAUUUCGAUGAGAUCUAUAAUGUCGUUGAUGCACUGAUAAUACGUUUAGAUAAUAGUCAUUAACAAGAAAAGGAACAAUAAAUUUUAAAAAGAAAAUGUAAGCAAAGAAAAACUAAAUAUUUUCAUAC
Rhagoletis zephyria (snowberry fruit fly) is the source of this 1704-nucleotide messenger RNA. RefSeq names its product tyrosine-protein kinase Fer-like. NCBI's taxonomy places the organism in Eukaryota, Metazoa, Arthropoda, Insecta, Diptera, Tephritidae. Gene Ontology annotation, molecular function: protein tyrosine kinase activity; ATP binding. Gene Ontology annotation, biological process: protein phosphorylation. The record is from RefSeq and is a predicted model, not a curated record.